AUGUCUAUGCUGCUCAAAUUUGUCGCUUCCUUACGCUCUGUUUACUUGUAUCUGCAAGAGAGACUCCCAUCUCUUAAUGUGGACUCAGUAUUCGCUAGCUCAAGAUCGUCUACUUCGACCGAAGACAAUGCCAAUACUUUUCUUGUUUUGAGACAGCGUCUUGAAGAAGGCUCUCUCGCUUCUCCUCAAGCAUCCUCCACAUGGUGGGAUACAUGGGAGAAGACUCUGGAUUGGUUUAUUAGGUUCUGGCGCUACUGCAAGCCCGAAUUGGUCCCGGGACCAAUCACGCAAACAAGAAGGGGUUCCUUUUUGCAGCCACCAUUUCAUCAUGCCGCCAGAAGACUUAUCAGCAAGGUUUCUUCUGGAAUUGCUUCUAGAAUUAACUGGGACCUUCCUGGAGUCUGCAAGUACUUGGAAUGUAUGGGUAAAAAUGUUGUGGCUUGUAAUUGGCUUAUAGGCACAAAUGCAAAUAGGUUGGAAAUGAUUGAUGAAGAGUUAUUUCUCUUAGGAGCUUUCUCCAACGAGAGAUACUUUUCUGAAGUCAUUGACUUAUCAAGUAGUCCACUUCAUUAUGAAAUGGGGCUCAGUCUUUUUACUCUGAACCCUUAUUCGUAUCUGGGUGCUUCUUGGAUUCCUCACCAACAAGAGCCAGGUUUGGUCAUGGUAAAGAAGGAAAAGAAAUUUGCUCCCGAUACCAGGUUAGCUUCAUUGGUUUAUCUUCCAAAGAUUACCGUGAUUAUGAGUUACUCUAGUAUUGGGAACUCAGAGUUGGAACCUUUCCAACUGUGGUUGAGUGCAAACUCAAAGUUCGAUGAAUUUAUUGGAACUAUUGACUUUGAGCCCUUUCCUUCAAUGAUACAGGAAAAGCUAAAUGUUCUAUCACUUGAGUACUUGUGGUAUUCUGAAGAGUUAUUCUUAAACGAGGACAAUCUCAACAAUUUUAAAAUUGAAGAGGUAACUUCUCCUUUUGGGAUAUUCUUUGAGGAAUCUCCAAGUUUGUUGGACUCAGCUCUGGAUCUGAUCUUUAGCUCAGAGGGAACAUCUGGAACUUCGGAUUCUUCUCAAUGCAACACUAUUCAAUCUUUGGCUGAUAUCAAGCCAGUUGGAUUGAAUUACUCACUUGAUAAAUACUAUAGAUUGGAGAAUUUGAAACUUCAAUUCUCAGCAAAGCUAGAAUCAAUGGAGAAGACCAAAAAUCUUCUUGGCCAAGUACAUGAAAGUACCUCUAUAGGACAGCUUGUUUCCAAGAAACUCCUUGAACAGGUUCAACUCAGCUCUGUGCUUGGACCACUCAAGAUUGAAACCCUUCUUGCACUUGUUUCUGGCAUUUUCUUUGUUACCGUGUGUCAGAUGAAUACCAUUAUAAAUGGGUUAACUAUUCGUAUGGCCAAUUUAAAGAGUGACGAAGAUACUUCUCCACUUCCUGAAGUGACAGGGGAAUCCAGUUCUGAACACGAGAAUGAUGAUGAGGUACUUGACCUGAGUUCAAUUAUGCCAGACACUACAGGCACUGUUGAACUCCCAAGGGCUGACACUAGAGUCUCAUAUUCUAACAGCUCUUUUGGUUUCACAGAAGCUAACCAAGUUCAGAAUGAGUCUUCUAUUAAUGAGACAAAGGAUAAACCUUAUCAUAUCUAUGGGUGGUACUUCAUGAACACUGAGACCGAUUGGUUCUACAUGCUGGAUUUGGAUGAUGAGCCGAUUUUGGAGAACGAUGUUGGUCCAAAGAAGAAUUUUCAGGAGAAUGAAAAGAUGACAAUCUAUAAUGAGGGUGUCAAUACUGACAGAGGUUUGAACCGGAGUGUGGAUGCGGAUCCAAGUAGUAUGAGAUUUGGUGAAGCGGUGCCCACUCCAAAAUUGAAGCCAGAGGACAACAAUCACAGCGAUACGACUCUGAUUGUAACUCUUCAGCCUUCAAAUACCAACACGAACCAUGACCUGACUGCUUGUACUCCCUCAGACGUGAACUUACCUGAAAUUCCUCCUAAUGGUCAUUCUUCAUUGGACCCAACUUCGAACAACCAGACGGAUAAUGACGCCAAGAACAAUAGACUGAAAAAGAUAAAGAAGCUGAAAAAGAAAAGACAUAAUACUAAGAGGAGAACUUCUCCCACUGCUAAGAAAUGA
This is a messenger RNA of [Candida] anglica, 2127 nucleotides long. The record is from the annotation of a GenBank genome assembly. NCBI's taxonomy places the organism in Eukaryota, Fungi, Ascomycota, Pichiomycetes, Serinales, Debaryomycetaceae.